AUUGCAAAUUCGUUUCUCCUUUGUUCACGCGAUUCUCUCUCUCUCUUUCUAAACCGCGAGUUCCUCUGGCUUUCGAUAUGGCCGAAGUGGAGGUGCAGCCACUUCCAUUCCAGUAAAGAAUCUCCACUGCCGCCGCCGCCGCCGCCGCCGCCUCUUCUUCUUCUUCUUCUUCGUCGAUACCUGCUGUUUCCUCAUCCCAUCGGUUCUUGCCCCCAUUUCCGUCCGUCCGUCCGUCCGUCCGUCAUGGACUCCGCCAUCUCGUCCCGACCAUCCCGUCUCUCCCUCGUUCGGCGAACUGACCGCGUCUGAGAAUCGGAGCGACCCCGCCGCUGAUAUUCGACGGAGCGAUUCGGUUGGGUUUUGCGAUUUCGGUGUGGCUUAGGAGAGAGACAUGUCUCUGAGAAUAAAGGCGGUGGUGGACAAGUUUGUGCAGGAGCUGAAGGAAGCCCUGGAUGCGGACAUUCAAGACCGCAUCAUGAAGGAGAGGGAGAUGCAGAGUUACAUCGAGGAGCGCGAGCGCGAGGUUGCCGAGCGUGAGGCCGCUUGGAAGGCCGAGCUUUCUCGUCGCGAGGCAGAAAUUGCCCGACAAGAAGCAAGACUGAAGAUGGAGAAAGAAAACCUCGAGAAAGAGAAGAGCGUUCUGAUGGGCACUGCAUCUCAAGAUAAUCAAGAUGGAGCUCUUGAAAUCACCGUGAGUGGCGAGAAAUACAGAUGCCUCAGGUUUGCAAAGGCGAAGAAAUGAGGCAUUCAAAAUGAAAAUCCCCUGCGCAGCGGGAACAGAGAUGUUCUGCCAUUUGGAGCCAUAGCGUUGAAUUGCUCAUUUAGGACUUGUCUCUAGAUUGGCAUUGUUCAUGUACAGUGGUUUCACAUCCACAGAAUUGGUAAUUUUCGUAGUCGUAUGAAGCGGUUUCUCGAAGCAUGGUUGCUAAAUGUUAUUUCUCUCGGGAGAAGUUAAGGGAAGGUAGCACAAAGGCUUGCACAAUGCAAUGCGCCAUUCCGGUCAUGUUCUUGGGAGAAAAGAAGUAUGCAGCUUUUAGUAACUUGCAUAUAUUCUGACUUCACAAGGAGGCGAAGGCGACAGUCUUCCAAUAUUUUCAGUUUGGUCAAAAAUGCUAUGCUUAUUGAUA
Syzygium oleosum is the source of this 1127-nucleotide messenger RNA. RefSeq lists its product as uncharacterized. The transcript is spliced from 3 exons. NCBI's taxonomy places the organism in Eukaryota, Viridiplantae, Streptophyta, Magnoliopsida, Myrtales, Myrtaceae. Bases 392 to 742 code for a protein of 116 amino acids. The record is from RefSeq and is a predicted model, not a curated record.